Messenger RNA from Purpureocillium lilacinum, 456 nucleotides. The record is from RefSeq and is a predicted model, not a curated record. NCBI's taxonomy places the organism in Eukaryota, Fungi, Ascomycota, Sordariomycetes, Hypocreales, Ophiocordycipitaceae.
AUGACGGUCGCAUCCUCGGUCAACUCCACCUCAAACGGCACGGACAACGAACGAUACACGUGCCUGCACAAAGGAUUAUUACCGCUGCUUACUCUUGGUGUUCGACAGAGACGUCGGCCUGCGGAUCGCGCAUGGAGCUCCCAGCUUCGUUAUACGAGCGCCGAUUAUGUACCAGAUAUUUUGGAAGAGUCGUCGGCCCCCUUUGCCCACCGCGCUCCCUGCAGAUACACUGGUGCGCGUCCUGGUUUAGGUAAGUCGGAGAAAAUGGCAUUGACCGGCCGUGAUAGUGGAUCAGGAAUAACGGGCCACCGGUCGAUAUCCACGGCGGACCUUAAAAACCACGAUGUUUGCAACGAGGUGGUGAGGAUCCACAUCAACAGCCCGGGCUGCUGUCACACGUCUCCUGUUGUCAAGCGAUUGAGUUUCGGAUUCGAUUCUGCUUCAUCGGGUAAGUAA